AUGUUGAUCAGCUGUGGUCCUCUAACAGACUUCACUCAAACCCGAUAUGUGAUCCAUCUUUCGUCAGGAAAGCGCCUGGUCCUGUUUCGCCUCCCGUCUAUUGACCCAUCCAGCGCCAGGCCGAACGAGAGCCAAGGAUGGUCAUACUACGCGAUGGAGGCGGAGUGCCCCCAUGCUGGAGGACCUAUGGCCGAUGCACAGGUCGAUAUUGAAGACUCGGCAUAUAUCGUGUCAUGCCCAUGGCAUGCAUAUGAUUUCAACGUGGAGACUGGCGAAUCUAGCGUGGGUAUCAAGGCAUGCACAUUCCCCGUUGAUGUCCAGGAUGGAUCUGUGACAAUCAGCUUCCCAUUGGAGGAUGGUGAUCAUGUUGAACUUAACAAAAUCGAGCCAGUCAGCGAAAAGGUCAAGUUGAAGCAUGCACGACCGUCAGACAAGUUAGCCCUGAAGCAGCAGGACCCUGGGACGACACGCUAUCUGGAUGACGAUGCAACUUUGUGCGAUUGGGCCGUCCAUAUCUUGUCUACUGCGAAUCCUGAGCAUAAAAUUGAACUCACAACUCAUCUAUUCUCGAUCUUUGCCGCCCGCGAGGGUUCUUCAUCACCCAUGGAAAUCGGGAGGGGCACUGUUACCGCACCUGAUCAACCUCCACGUGAGAACAUGAUUGAGGUGGAAGCACGAUCUAUGCCACGUUCAGGGAAUGGAGGAUCUCUAAAAAGUCGGAUCGCCAUGCUUCAUGCGCUAGCCAAUAUUGAACUGUGGGCGAUCGACUUGGCAAUCGAUAUUUGUGUGAGAUUCUCUACUUUCAAGACCGAAGAGACUCAUCAAGAAUUACCACGGGCAUUCUUCCAUGACUGGUUGAAGGUUGCAAGCGAUGAAGCUAAACAUUUUUCUCUAUUGCGCGCCAGGAUUGAGGAGCUUGGUUCGCAAUUUGGGGCGCUCCCAGUGCACCACAGUCUUUGGGAGUCGGCAAUGGAUACAGCUCACGACCUGCGAUCCAGAAUCAGCAUCAUCGCCCUAGUACAUGAAGCUAGAGGUCUGGAUGUGAACCCCAUGACCAUUAAAAAGUUCCGUCUCUCUGGUGAUAACGAAAGCACCGAGGCGUUGGAGGUUAUCCACAAUGACGAGAUUACGCACGUUACAACAGGUCAUCGCUGGUUGACAUGGAUCUGUGGUCAGGAAGGGACUGAUCCUGUUAAGGUUUUUCGCACCAAUGUUUCGAAAUAUUUCCGUGGAAGCCUUCGGGGACCAUUCAAUGAGGAAGCUCGCCUACAAGCCGGCAUGGACCGCCGCUACUAUGAAGGCAAUCCAUCUGUCGAAGUUGCCUAG
This is a messenger RNA of Penicillium macrosclerotiorum, 1326 nucleotides long. Its product is annotated as Rieske [2Fe-2S] domain protein. The transcript has a single exon. Lineage: Eukaryota; Fungi; Ascomycota; Eurotiomycetes; Eurotiales; Aspergillaceae. Gene Ontology annotation, molecular function: 2 iron, 2 sulfur cluster binding. The coding region runs from base 1 to 1326 and encodes 441 amino acids. The record is from RefSeq and is a predicted model, not a curated record.